Molecule: messenger RNA, 503 nt
Organism: Apaloderma vittatum (bar-tailed trogon)
Lineage: Eukaryota; Metazoa; Chordata; Aves; Trogoniformes; Trogonidae
Product: protein FAM92A1-like
Exons: 3
Biological process (GO): cilium assembly
Cellular component (GO): ciliary basal body; ciliary transition zone
Source: RefSeq, a predicted model, not a curated record
UUUUGCUUCUGUACGUGCUGGAAAUAUUUGUCCCCUUCUUAUUUUUCACUUAUUUUUCUUUGGUAUCCAGGGACAAUCAGACAAGACAAAUACAAGAUGCUGUUUCAAAUGUGGAAAAACAUUUUGGUGAAUUGUGCCAAAUAUUUGCUGGAUAUGUACGUAAAACUGCCAGACUACGAGACAAAGCAGAUCUUCUGGUAAAUGAAAUAUAUGCAUAUGCAGCCACGGAGACACCAAGCUUAAAAGUUGGACUGAAAAACUUUGCAGAUGAAUUUUCCAGACUUCAGGAUUAUCGCCAGGCAGAGGUUGGCAGGCUUGAAGCCAAAGUUGUUGAACCUCUGAAAAGUUACGGGACCAUAGUGAAACUUAAAAGGAUCACAAUGAAGAAGAAACUUUUUGAAACUCAUAAGCAGGUAGUGUCCUGCAGAGUCAUUAAGGAUAAGCUGAAUAUACACAAAAACCUGGGGUCUCUUCACUGUAUUCUGGAAGCAGUCUAUAUUGGG